UGUGGGGCGGGUAGUUCCGUUUCCUGUGGCGCUGUUGCGGAGAGCGGUCUACUGUGGCGGUGGCGGAGGAGGCUCGCCUUGUCGUUGGGACUCGGCAUCGGGAGGCCUUGUGGGAUCUGUAGUCCCGGCUGCCUCGGCCCGCCGAGGGAAAGGAGGAGGGCGCAGCGAAACACCACACAGACCAUGCCCGGGUUCACGUGCUGCGUGCCAGGCUGCUACAACAACUCGCACCGAGACAAGGCGCUUCACUUCUACACCUUCCCGAAGGACGCGGAGCUGCGCCGCCUUUGGCUGAAGAAUGUGUCGCGGGCCGGAGUGAGCGGAUGCUUCAGCACUUUCCAGCCCACUACGGGCCACCGCGUCUGCUCCGAGCACUUCCCCGGCGGGCGCAAGUCCUACCUGGUGCGGGUGCCCACCAUCUUCCCCUUGCGGGGCGUCAACGAGCGCAAGGGCGCCCGUGGGAACAGGCGCGCACGCCACGCCCCCGCGCCUCCCCAGGCGCCCGCGGUCGCCGCCGCGCAAGCCGCGGUCUUGCUCGCUUUGCAGGAGGGAGCUGCUGCCGCCGCCGCGGCUGGACAAGGUGUGCCCCGGGGAGGAGGUGCAGGAGAUGAUGUGAAGCCUAUGGACCUGACCGUGCAGGUGGAGCUGGGAGGCCCUGGGGCGAUGCUCGGGGCCCCAGGGGCGAUGUUGGGAGGCCCUGGGGCGAUGCUCGGGGGCCCUGUUAGCCUGGCGUUCCUUACAGAUAAUGGGCCCCUGGUAGAUAGCCCGCCAGACCACUCAUACUCACUGUCAUCGGGUACCACGUCGGAGGAGUUGCUGCGCAAACUGAACGAGCAGCGGGACAUCAUUGCUCUGCUGGAGGUGAAGAUGAAGGAGAUGAAGGGCAGCAUCCGCCGCCUGCGCCUGGCCGAAGCCCAACUCCGUGAGGAGAUCCGGGAGAAGGACCGCCUGCUGCAUGCUGCCAGUAUGGGAGGGGUGGCUCGCAAGCGCCAUGGUCUCUGAGACAUACGUGUCCUCCUUAGGAUUGGGGUCCUGCUCUUCAAGUUGCUUGUUUCGUGUAGGGCAGGGGACCGAACACAAAUUGACCUGUGUGGUAUUGUUUGCAAACAGAAGUGGCAAGAAAUGCCCAGACAGGACGACGGGGGUGGGUGGGUGCAGACAGGCAGCCAGUUGUAGCAAGGACAAAUGGUGCUCCACAGCUUGGUGUGGUGUUGCUGCCCAAGAUACAUUUUUGGUCCCUUUCAGUCAGGUCUACACUGUGUCAGGCAAAUCACCAGUUCUUGACUAUGUACUGACAACAUUUCCUUCUCCUGUCAGGAAGCCCAGGGUGGUGUGUGAGCAGGCCCACACUUAACUGGACCCACACACUCACUUUUUACAUGUUUUUUUCUGUGAGAAGUACGCACCAGGAGUUGGCUACAACCAUAUUUUUAUGUACAUAAAAAAGAUGGGUACAGUCUGGAUUAUUGGUUAUCAGCUGAUGCUCUACUCAUAUUAUGCACUGUUCAAAGCACAGUAGCAGACACCAGCUGCUUUGGUACUCUCAGUAAUGUUGAUUCUGUGAGAGUUGGUCCAUUUUUAGCAUUGCUGGGAAAAUGUCUCUAAUAAAGCUGGAUGUUUCCAUUAAGUGGGCGGGUGUAGGGCUAUGAGCUUCUGUCACCAGUGGGAUUAAAUUUAGUGCAAAGCUAAUUUUGAGGAACAAUAACAGUUACUUUCUAGACAAGCACACUCGGGUUGUAAACCAUUUACUCUGGAAUAGUCUAGUGAAAGUCAUGGCACUUUCCUAUGAUUAUUCUGCAGUAAAUGUCUUGGUGAUCAACGCCUUAGAAACCAUGGCCACCGGUGGAUUUUGUUUGUUUCUCUUUAUGGAAAGAGAGAGAAAAUGUGGGUUGUCAUCCACCCACCCACAAACUACUGAUAUGCCAUUUUUGAUGCCAAGUUCAUUCUUAAUCAUUAAAGAGGGCAACUGGAGUCUGUAUUCCUAGGAUGCAGUUAUAUUUGCUGUUUUGCCCUUUUUCUGUUUCUAGUUUCAAGGGAUUAUUGUAGCCAUGCCAUAGUUGGAUGACUCCCUGCCCGUCAUGGCAUACAACAACUGCUUCUUUUAUUUCAGCAAUGAUUCAAUAUUCUCUGGUGUAAACCAGUAUUAUGUGGUAUAUUUCCUUUUCACAUAUAAUAUACUGGGAUGCAAUCUGGCUAGCAUAAGAAGAAUGAGGUUAUGUUACAGUGGCUCUACCAACCUUUCAUACUUCUAAACAAAUUUGCAUUCUAACACUCUCUGUUAAGAACCUGGAAGAUGUUAAUGUCACAACCAUGGACUGAUAAAUUUGUGAGAUACACUUGUACUUUUCAGAUAUUCAUGAGCCAGUUUGCAUCUCCAUGGAUAUGAACAUUAUCCCUCUUUAAAGAUGGAUAGAGAUGAGAGAGCAGCCUGCCAUAUAGCCUGAUUGACUUUUGUCAGAAAUAGAUGAACCCCCUCCCCAACAAUAUUUGUAUGUCUGUGUAGCACCAAAUAGAUGCUUCUGAUUAUUGUAUUCAGUGUGGUUGAUGAUAUACUUCAAAUAAGAGUCCACAAUGGUGUGUGUACUCUGCAUGGCUAUGCAGAGAAUGCCAUAACAUCUCAUUUCACAAAGCAAGAAAAACACAAUGCAAUAGCUAGAGUUUUUGAGUUUAUCAAGCCCAUAACUAAAAAUCAAAACUGUAGGCAUGUAGAUUGGCUUGCAUUUCCAAGUGUAAAAAUACCUUUGGUUGAAACUAUUGUGACUGGCAGGGAUUGGCUAGUGUCAGGAUGGCCAUCUACCCUGGUUUUUUUCUCUUUCUUUUUUGUUACAGUAUUUUUUAUAUUUUAUAUAACAAAUCUCAAAUAGAAACCACAAGCUUGUAUUGCUUAUAUACAUUGUAUAUACCAAUAACAGUAAAAGCAAUGAAGAAAAUAUUUUUUUAAAAUGGAGAGGGGGAGAUUCCCUCAAACAACUAAAAAGCUUGAAAAAAAUACCAUAAAGAAAACCUAUUUCUUACAUGUCCCUUGUUCGUCUGACUAUAUAUACUGUAGGUCGUAAGACAUGUUCAAUUAUUGGUGUAAUUGACUCCACAGUUUAUUGCAGGAGGCAGCAGCACACCAUAAACUCUAACCUCAUUGGAUUUCAUGGAUGUUCUGCUGUAGUCAUUGGGUAAUUGGUCUGUUGUUUGAACAAGAUAGUAGACUGUAUCAAAUUAUUUGACUAGAAGUUGCUAGAAUAUGAUCCAGCUUGUAACUAGUAUUUUUUAUUUAAUUACUAUCUUCUUUUCCCAAUCUUAACAGAUUUCUGUACUGCCCCCCCCCAAUACUUCUGAAGUAGGGAAGAAAACUACAGACACAUUUACUGCCGUAUGUUGUGCUUAGGUCAAGUUUGGUCACACAGCUUGCAUUUUGCUCUGUAUGCAUCUGUUGAGACCUUAAGCAGCACACUAGUUUUCUUUCUUUGUAAAUAGACGGUGCAUUCUAGCUGGCUGAGAGUGUUUCGAAAGUGUGUUGUGACAAGUUGUGGUACUUUUCUACUAUUCAUUAUGCACUAAAAUACUUUCAGUUGCUUGGAUUACUGGACUGGUUAUCUAUUGGACUGUUCUAGUUUACUGGUUAUCCUGAGGUGCUAGCAAAUAUACUUAAUUUGAAUAAAAUAUAUUUUGUUUUUGUUAUACUGCCGUCUGUAAUUUGUCUGUAACAUCUAAUACUUCUUUCUUCCUCCACCUACUCCAUGGCAUUUGCCUGUUUCUGCUUUGAUUAAACACAUUUCAGUGUUUUGUUUUCUAUCUCAUUUGGUUAAGAGACUUUUAUUUGCAAGGUCUUCUUCUUUGGCGAUCACUUGUAGCCAAGUAAGAUUGUCUUCCAUGAACACGGUCUUAACAGUGAGUCCGUUCUGGAUCCACACGUCCUUCCACAGUGGGGACAUACCGGUAGGUUUCCAGAUGGGAGUUGAUCAUGGUCAGGCUUUGCCAAACAUGCCUUCCUCUGAGCACGUUUCUCCCUUUCGUCCUGAGUUCGAGCAUCUUCAAAGUACAUGACGCCUUUGGUAAAGGCUGUUCUCCAGUUGGAGUGCUCACAGGCCAGUUUCCUAAUUGUUGGUGUUUAAACUACAUUUUUUUAGAUUUACCUUGAGAGAGUCUUUAAAACUCUUUUGUUGACCAUCAGCAUUAAGCUUUGGAAUAGAGUAGUUGCUUUGGAAGAUAAUAAUCAGGCAUCCAAACAACACUUUCCAACGUUACACCAAUGAGUUUGAUUUGUGGCGCUGCAGAGGGGUUGUUUUGUGCUUGUUGGUGCAGCACUUUGGUUUUGUGGAUGUUGAGUGAUAGGCCAAGCUUUUCGUAAGCUUCUAUGAAGAUAUUUAGGAUGGUUUGGAGGUCAUCUUCUGAGUGUGCACAUGCUACAUUGUCAUCAGCAUACUGAAGCUCUAUGACAGAAGUUUUGGUCUUUACUUACUCUUUGCUUUCAGCCUACUCAGAUUAAAGAGCUUUCCAUCUGUUCGAUAUAUGAUUUUUACUCCAGUGAGGAGUUUCCCUUCAACAAAGUGUAGGAUCAUGGCGAUGAAAAUAAUAAGUAGAGUUGGGAUGAUAACAUAACCCUGUUUAACACCUGAUCCCACUCUGAAUGGUUCACUUUGAGAGCCAUUGUUAUCUGGGAUGGAUUUUCGGAGGAUGCCUGUGCGUGAAUUUGCUUUAUGUGUGUAGAUCAGUGCACGCUGACCAACACACAAUCUUCGCAGUAAAGCUCUAUUCCGAUGGCAUGAGUAUCACAAUGACUGGUAGAUUCUUAUCUGCUGCAGCCUUCAUCCGCCUUCACAACCCUUGUAACAUACCGCUUGUUAUCUUCUGCCUGUUCUGCCAUUGAGGACUUCUUGGCUCAUUCUUUGUCUAGCUCCUUCCCUUUGACUU
Messenger RNA from Zootoca vivipara (common lizard), 4905 nucleotides. RefSeq names its product THAP domain containing 11 (gene THAP11). Gene Ontology annotation, cellular component: nucleoplasm. Gene Ontology annotation, biological process: regulation of transcription by RNA polymerase II. The record is from RefSeq and is a predicted model, not a curated record. Gene Ontology annotation, molecular function: RNA polymerase II cis-regulatory region sequence-specific DNA binding. Lineage: Eukaryota; Metazoa; Chordata; Lepidosauria; Squamata; Lacertidae.